Messenger RNA from Corythoichthys intestinalis (scribbled pipefish), 2904 nucleotides. RefSeq names its product neuronal pentraxin-1. NCBI's taxonomy places the organism in Eukaryota, Metazoa, Chordata, Actinopteri, Syngnathiformes, Syngnathidae. The record is from RefSeq and is a predicted model, not a curated record. The coding region runs from base 494 to 1951 and encodes 485 amino acids. The transcript is spliced from 7 exons.
GCUAACAUGUUUGCUUACUCAUUUUCCUGUACUCUCAGCCUGGUUCCGUUUAUAUAAACCAACAUUAUUACACCAACACAGUGUUUCUCCCUCUUUUCUUGAUUGAAGACAGCACAAGGCAACUUUGAGUGCUUGUGUGUGUGAAGUUCUACACCUUAAACAUGUUGCGACGUGUCCCGCCGCCACCUCUGUGGCGUGUCCAGCUGGAAUCGGUGGCGGCAUUGCCAAAGCGAGAUCAUCAGGUGUCAGCGUUCUCGAAGGUGAGCGGUCCUGUUGGAGGCGUGGUCUUCAAAGCGAAGGAAGGGAGGAGGGAAGAGGGAUUCAAAGAGUCUCCUCUGGAGUAAAUCCCUCUCGAGCUGAUCAGUGUCCUACAACUCCACUGCGGGUGCGUGGACGCUAAAGCCACAACAUCAGAUUUAUCCGAGAAAAUCAAAUCUAACAUCCACCUGGACAAUGGACUUUCUCCCUUGAUGACUACAAGUCGUUCAAUAGAAUGGCGCCCGAUCAAUUCGUUCUCUUCCUUUCUCUGCUCUUUCUGCCCGCGACGUCCACUUCCGAUGAUUUCCCACAGCCGCGCUUUGUGUGCACCCCCAUCCCGCUGGACGCAGACCCUGCCUGCUUCCCCACGGCGGUUCCGGGCGUAGGGGGAACGGGGCACCACCAAAGCGCACCUCCCCCAGGCUGGUGGGGCGCGAGCGACGAGGCCAAAACUACCAUCCUGCACCUUCGGGAGAGCUUGGUGCGGCAGAAAGAAACCAUCCUGGACCAGAGGGAGACCAUCAGGGAGCUGACCGCCAAACUCGCCCUGUGCGAGGGCUUCGCCGGGUCACCUCACAACGACCACCCUGGCGCACACAUAGAACACGACGACCGGCACGGGAACAUCAUACCAGAUUCACCACACUCUGACGCCGUUAAACAACAGGAGAAGGAUGUAAAACACGCGAGUUCAGUGCACGCGACGUCCUCACCAGAGCAGAUGGAGAGGAUGCUUCAGGCACUUAAGGACAGAUUGGAAAACUUGCAGAAGAGAAACUCAUCCCUGACCCACUCCAGUUCUCUGAGGGAACUUCUACAGAGGAAGAUCGACACUCUGGAGGAACAGUUGCAUCCACACGACCACUACCACCACCUCAACGACCACACGGACGACGGCGCCGACGGCAACCGCACGGGACAUGUCGACGAGCGCGACGAUAACGGCCAUCAUGGCGGGCCGGAUAACAACGAAGCAGACGGUCACGCUUACCUACCGCGUAAGGGUUACCACGGCAACAAACUGGAAAGUGUGCUCAACCAGCUUCACCUGACAGGUUCUAGCGGGAAAACCCAGCAUGACGCCUUCCAGCUCAGCUUCCCUAUUCGGAGCAACUACAUGUACGCGCGUGUCAAGAGGACACUGCCUCAGGAGAUUUUCGCACUGACUUUGUGUCUGUGGCUCAAGGCCGGCGCAGGGCACGCCAUGGGGACGCCCUUUUCCUACUCGGCGCCAGGCCAGGCUAACGAGAUGGUGCUGAUCGAGUGGGGCGGGAAUCCCGUAGAGCUGCUUAUUGACGACAAGGCUGUGUCUCUGCCUUUGAUGCUGAGUGACGAAAAAUGGAACCACGUGUGUGUGACAUGGUCCACACGGGACGGACACUGGGAGGCCUACCAGGACGGUGACCUGCGGGGGUCCGGCAGGAAUCUCGCAUCCUGGCAUCCCAUCAGAGCGGGAGGAGUGUUCAUCCUAGGACAGGAACAGGAUACUUUGGGAGGCCGCUUUGAUGCCACGCAGUCCUUUGUGGGCGAGCUAGCCGACGUACAAAUGUGGUCGUCAGUCCUCAACGCAGCUGACAUCCAAAGUCUGGCGACGUGCAGCAGUCGCUUGAACGGUGACGUCAUCUCGUGGUCCGAGUCGGACGUGGAGCUUCACGGGGGCGUGGUUAAACGUGCCCAAGAACCCUGUCACUAAAACACUCAUCAAUAUGUUGACCGAUCAUACUGUUAACAGAGGCGGAAAAAACAAAAAUCGCCUCUGUAAUGACAGGAAAUGCCUUUGAUUUUUUUUUUUCCAUCUUUGUAGCAACAUAUUUACCUCUGCCCGUAGGUUUGUAAUAUGACAGUGAUUAAAUUUUGAGGGUCAUGAGGUCAGAAAUAGAAUUAACCCCAACCCUCAAGGAGGAAUAAAGGGAAUCAGUCGGGUGUUGUGACAUAUUGUCAUGUUGAUAAUUUUGACUUGUAGUACUUUGUUGUAACAAUGUGUUGACAAAAUAAUCAUCUGGAAGAUUUCCAUAUCAAAUACAGCUAAAAACCAAAGAAUUUGUCAUCAUUUUGUUAGAUUUACAUGUUUAGUUUGACAUUGCCUGUUAAAAUGUAGUAGUUUUAUUGCAUUCAAUGUACUGUACUGUAUAUAUAUUUUUUGUUGUUGUUUUCACCGUCUCGGUUAACUUAUUGGCUGCCAUUGAUGGCGAUAGACGUCCAAUCCCUUUUGACUGGGAGAGAGUUGCCAGCCCUCUCAGUCAAAAGGGAUUGGGCGUCGAUUGCUGUCAAUGUGUUUACUUCAGGUAGUAAAAACCUAUUUCUGUAUCAUAGUAUCAUUUUUAUACAUGUAGUUCAGAUUAAAACAUGUUGGGAAACCAUAUAGACAUCAUUGCAAGUGUUUAAACCCAUUAGAAGAAAUGGUUUUCAUAUUUUGUGUCUACUUCAGUACAGGCAUGGUUGAUAUUAGUUUUUUACAAUAUGAUAAGCUUUAUAUUAUUUUGACAAAUUAGGUCUUAAAAAAAGCCACAAUAACAAAGGUAACAAUUCAACUUUGAAAUGGAGUGAACAAUCCAUUUAUUGUUCAGGAUUUAAGGUGACAAUCAAAUUUCAUCAAAAUUUUUCGAAUGCUUCUUAUUAGCACACACACAUAUAUAUAUAUAUAUA